This is a messenger RNA of Vollenhovia emeryi, 1793 nucleotides long. RefSeq names its product aminopeptidase N-like. Gene Ontology annotation, molecular function: zinc ion binding; metalloaminopeptidase activity; peptide binding. NCBI's taxonomy places the organism in Eukaryota, Metazoa, Arthropoda, Insecta, Hymenoptera, Formicidae. Gene Ontology annotation, biological process: proteolysis; peptide catabolic process. Gene Ontology annotation, cellular component: cytoplasm. The transcript has 9 exons. The record is from RefSeq and is a predicted model, not a curated record. Bases 83 to 1741 code for a protein of 552 amino acids.
UAGAGAGUCAGAUAUUAUCUAUGAUGAAAACUUAGAUUUCAAUACGCGGAAAUUUGAAGUAGCACUCACGGUAGCACGUAAAAUGAUACAUCAUUAUGUCAGCAAUCUAGUCAUCCAGACUUGGUGGUCUUAUUUGUGGUUAAAUGAAGGCAUCGCUACGUUUUUGGCAAUGGAAAUCGUCAGAGAGACUGUACAUUUCCACUACACGGAUUUACUCACAGUACAACUUCUAUAUGACUUUUUCCAUUUGAAUGAUUAUUACAAUAUGUCUCUUGUAUCAGAAAUCAUUGAACCCUCUGACAUAAUUUCUCCUUUCCCUUUCACUUAUUACAUUAAAGCACCAAUUUUUAUAUACGCACUAGUACACACGGUAACCAUAUACCCAUUUCUCCAAGGUCUCAAUGCAUAUUUAUCAAUGCACAAGCUGAGAUCCAUCGAUUCUUCGAAUAACACAUUCGACAUGUUCUUGAAUAUUUUGCAAAAUGACGAAAUAUCACCCGAAUUAAAUAUUAACUUAACGGAAAAAUUAAGUCAAUGGACAACACAAGAACGUUAUACAGUACUGCAGGUGACGCGACAGAAAGGCAAUAGGACCGAAAUAAAAUUAUUGCAAGAAUAUCUUAAUCAAUCCUAUUCGAAAAAUUUGUGGAUUCCGGUGACUUACACUAUGCAAAACUCUUCCGAAUUUGAAUAUAAAAAAUGGCUGAGUCCGCAGGAGCCAAUUUUACACUUAACUGAUGUUGACAGCAAUCAAUGGAUCAUUGUUAACGUAGACCGAGCUGGAUACCAUCGUGUUAAUUACGACUAUGAUAAUUGGCAAAAACUUAUUACAUGUCUACAUUCAGAAACAUAUUACUAUAUAUCUGUACGCAAUCGUGCACAGAUAAUCGACGAUGCGUAUUAUUUUCUAUUAAAUAACAAACUGGACUUCUCUUUAUUUAAAAACCUUACGAACUAUCUGUCGAAUGAUAUAAAUUAUGCGGUAUGGUAUCCUGUGUUCAAAAUUAUGGAAGAGAUAUCAGGCGUUUUCCCGUUUCAAAGGAGCGCGGAAAUUAAGAGCCAUUUUCAGAAAAUCUUGGACUCUCUUCUGAAUAAACUAGAAUAUUCAAACAAAGAGGGAGACAAUGAUUUUAUUAAAUGUUUAAGACAAGAAGCCGCAAAAUGGGCAUGCAUCCUGCGUUCCUCACAGUGCACAGCUACUGCACGUUUUUACUUAAAUUGGCUUUAUGAUCAGUCUCGUCCAAUUGUGCCAGGAUGGAUGGAAUGGAUACAUUGUAAAGGAAUGAUGAACGCGGACAGAUCCCUUUGGGAGAAAGCGAUGGAUGCAUCUUUAACAAAUAAAAAACUUAUAAAGUUUUUAGUAUGUUCUGAAAACUAUGUUAUCAUCAUGGAUUACAUCGAUCGACUGAAAUCAGAAAUCUAUUUUACAAAAGCACAAGACCGUAUUGAAGUUUUUCAUUCUAUUAUCGCACGACAUGCAAAAAAGAACGUGAUCCUCGAUUACAUAUUAAAACAUUUCACGAACAUAAUAUACAGAGAUAUCAAGAUAUUGGUCGCGUUAACAGACAUUAUUAAUCAUUUGUAUUCCGAAGAUCAACUUUCCAAGAUUUAUAAGUAUAUGCAAAGCACAUUGUCUAAUAAAAUGUCGCAGAAAAUGUCUUCUUACGUUCUCCAAAAGAUAAAAGUCCGGUCGUUAGAAAUCGCUCGAUGUACUUUACAUUUCAAGAAUUUGCUCAGAUAAAUCAAUAUUAUAUCUUUUAUUUAUGUAUAACAAUAUUAUAUAUUUAUCUAUA